AUGAUUGAUAAUCGAGUCUACCCUCGUAUCACAGGAUCUCUUCGUGCUCAUUCUGAUAUUGCCGAACCUUUACACUACCGUAGUGAUAUUGAUGAAUUACAACGUCGUCGAAAACAAUCGUUGGAUGCCGAUUCGAAGAAAAUUCUCAAUUGGAAUCAAAUGCAGCAAUUUCUUCUCAAGCAUUCCUCUAAUCCAACAGAUCUUGAGUCACAGAUAAAACAACUACGAAAAUACGCUUUCGAAUUUGUCGGUUUGGAAUCUGAUUCUUCGUCCGUUGAUUCUGUUUGUGUGUACCUCUUCGAACUUUUUCGUAAUGUUAAUCAAAUUCAAGUAUCACAUUUAAAAGAGCUCAAACUAAGAUUUCCAACCUACACCGAUCAGCUAGUGACUCAAACAUUUGAAUUGAUACGUUCCAUAAGAGAUUCUCUCAAGCCUAGCUUCUUCGAAGACUAUUUAGCACCGAUAAAUACGGAUUUAUCGGGAAAAACACUAUUUGGUGAAACGACUCUUUUCCAUCCAAUUUCCCUGCAAAUCAAAGAACCUCUACCAUGGUCAGAACGAUUAUCGUACGAUCUUGCAUAUCAAGAGCAGGAAAAGAUCAACGUGGAAGAUAUUUCUGAUGAAGUUCUACCAUCAAUUACUUCCUCAGCUUCGGCAACGGCAUCAUCAUUAACGUCAACGAAAUAUAAUAAGAAAUGGCUAGAAGAUAGUCUUAGUGACGUUUUAAAAUCUCGUACUGAUAAAGGUGAUCUAGGUCGACAAGAGUUUUGUAAUCUGGUAUUCGAAACUCUUGUUUCCAGCCAGAGCGAUGAGGAAAUUCAACAUUCUCUGUGUGAUAUUAUUGGUUAUGAUCAUGUGGAAUUCAUCAGUGAACUAAUUCAAAAUCGUCAGAUGGUUAUUGAUGGGGUUUUAAAUAGUGCUAAAGCUCGUCCACGGGAAAUUGUUCGUGCUCCUGAACUUGUUCAACGUCAAGCACAACCUGUGCAUGGUCCAACAAUUGUUGUACGAAGUGAACAGGAAAAACGUUUAGAAAAACAAAUACGAAAAGCUGAUCGACGUCAAGCACAAACCGGUCAACAGUUUGAUGACGAUUUAGAUGAAUAUGCCGAUCCAGAAAUGUUAAAAUAUGAACGCGAACGCCAACUACUUGGUGCAAUGGCCAAGCGCCAGGAGAAAUUAUCCAGUAUGGCCCAAUCACGUUCAUAUCAAAACAAUGUGAAAUAUCCAUUUGUAUUCGAUCAGUUGCAAGAGAUUAAACAGAAAACUGCUUAUGUCGGCGGAGUAAAUCUUCUUCUACCGGAAAAUAUCGAACGAAAAUCAUCAAAUACAUACGAUCUUGUUCAUAUUCCGCAUGGUGAACAAAUGAAACUAGCAAAUCUAGGCAAAAAUAUUUGUCCAGCACUCAUACGCUUCGAAGAUUUAGAACCUUUAGGACAAAUUCUAUUUAAAGGCAAUGUGAAAACACUAAAUUUAGUACAAUCGGUCGUAUACAAAACAGCAGCAUUUUCAAAUGAAAAUAUCCUUAUAUCUGCUCCAACUGGUGCUGGUAAAACGAACAUUGCAAUGUUAACAAUUUUAAAUGAAUUGCGCCGUCAUUAUGACAUAAACAAUGGUGUUUUGUUAGAUACUGAUUUCAAAAUAAUCUACGUUGCACCAAUGAAAGCACUUGCAUCGGAAAUGGUUGACAAUUUUGGUCGGCGUCUUUCGUCUCUUGGUCUUCAGGUGAAAGAAUUAACCGGUGAUAUGCAAUUAACAAAAGCAGAAAUCGAACGAACACAUAUGAUUAUCACAACGCCCGAAAAAUGGGAUGUCGUCACACGAAAAUCCAUUGGUGAUACGAAAUUUGUUCAGAGUGUGAAACUGUUGAUUAUUGAUGAAAUUCAUCUUUUACACGAAGAUCGUGGUCCGGUUAUUGAAGCCUUAGUCGCACGUACACUCCGACAAGUUGAGCAAACGCAAGAGCUUAUUCGUAUCGUCGGUCUUUCGGCAACACUGCCCAAUUACAUAGACAUAGCGAUGUUCCUACGAGUUAAUCCAAUGACUGGUUUGUUCUUUUUUGAUAAUCGCUUUCGACCAGUACCGUUAGCACAAACAUUCGUUGGAAUCAAAGGAGCGAAUAAAAUGGACCAAACGAAAAAUCUCGAAGAUGUUUGCUACGAUAGAGUUUUGGAACAAGUCAAAGUUGGACGUCAGCAAGUACUUGUCUUUGUUCAUGCUCGAAAUGCGACAGUUCGUACCGGGCUUCAACUACUUGAAUACGCACGUAAUCGUGGCGACACAGAACAGUUUCUCUACAAAGGAAAAGAAGAUGAUGAUCCAAAACUAUCCAUUCAAUAUCAAGAUGCUUGUCGACAGGUCGCCCAUUCGAAAAAUGUUCAACUACGUGAUUUAUUUCCUCACGGUUUUGGUAUUCAUCAUGCUGGAAUGUUGAGACAAGAUCGAAAUAUGGUGGAAAAGUACUUCUAUCAAGGUUUUAUCAAAGUACUUGUUUGUACAGCAACACUCGCUUGGGGUGUGAAUUUGCCUGCACAUGCUGUUGUCAUCAAAGGCACAGAAUUAUACGAUAGUAAACGUGGUUCAUUUGUAGACUUGAGUAUUCUGGAUGUUUUGCAAAUUUUCGGCCGUGCUGGUCGGCCUCAAUUUGACACGAAUGGUCAUGGUAUCAUUCUCACUACAUAUGAUAAACUUCAACAUUAUCUUUCAUUGUUAACACGACAAAAUCCAAUUGAAUCUCAGUUCAUCAAUCAUUUAACUGAUAAUCUUAAUGCUGAAAUCGUUCUGGGAACAGUUACAACAGUUGAAGAGGCUUGCCAAUGGCUUCGAUAUACUUAUUUGAAUGUUCGAAUGCAUCAGUCGCCGAUAACAUAUGGUAUUAAUGCCAAUAUGAAAGUGAUGGAUCCACAUUUAUAUAGUUUUCAACGAGAUUUGAUCAUUAAGGCAGCACAAGAACUUGAUAAGGCUAACAUGAUUCGUUUCGAAGAAAAACAAGGAUAUUUAUUUGCCACGGAUCUUGGACGAACAGCUUCGCAUUACUAUAUCAAUUAUGUCACUAUCGAAACGAUUAAUGAACAUUUAUCCAAUCGAAUGAUGACCGAAGCCGAUUUAGUCGAACUUGCCUCACUUGCUGAUGAAUUUUCUCAAUUGAAAAUUCGUGAUGAUGAAUUAGACGAACUUGAUACAUUACACAACAAUUACUGUCAUUUACCAAUCAAAGGUGGUCCAGAGAAUGUACAUGGUAAAGUGAACAUUCUUAUCCAAGCGUAUAUUUCACGUGCGCAAUUGAAUUCAUUUUCAUUGGUUUCGGACAUGUCUUAUGUAAACCAAAACGUCGUGCGUUUAAUUCGUGCACUAUUCGAAAUUGUUUUAAAACGUUCGUGGGCAACAUUAUCCUCGCAUCUACUUCGUUUAGCCAAAACAGUAGAACAACGCAUGUGGGAUACGAUUAAUCCAUUAUGGCAAUUUUCGCAAUACAUCAAUGUUGAAAUUCUACAAAAACUAGAUGCGAAACAAUUGACACCUGAUCGUCUAUUAGAAAUGGACGCCAAAGACAUUGGCAUUAUGAUUCAUAAUACACGUUUAGGAAAGGAAAUCAAACUAUACGCAUCAUAUAUUCCUAUCCUACAUAUUGAACCUCAGUUGCAGCCAAUUACACGAACAGUUCUACGAAUUAAAUUGACUAUCACAGCAGCGUUUAAAUGGUCGGAUAAAAUCCAUGGUACAAACAGCCAACAGUUUUGGAUCUGGAUUGAAGAUCCUGAUACAGAUAAUAUGUACCAUUCGGAAUAUUUUAUUAUCACGAAAAAACAGGUAAAAUUAGAAGAACCACAAACAAUUAUUUUUACGAUUCCAAUUGUUGAACCAUUGGCCAGUCAAUACUAUGUGCGUGCGAUUAGUGAUAAAUGGUUAGGCUCAGAUACCACAACAAUAAUAUCUUUUCAAAAUUUAAUUCUACCAGACAGACACAUGCCACAUACAGAACUGCUCGACUUAGAUCCUUUGCCCAUUACGGCUCUAGGCAAUCCAGCUUACGAGGCAUUACUUCGUUUUAAACAUUUUAAUCCAAUUCAGACGCAAUUGUUCCACUGUCUAUAUCAUACAAAUAAUAAUACGUUACUUGGUUCACCAACUGGUUCAGGAAAAACCAUCGCUGCCGAAAUAGCUAUGUUUCGUGUAUUCAAUCAUUACCCUGAUAUGAAAUGCGUUUACAUCGCACCAUUGAAAGCGCUUGUACGUGAACGUAUUCAGGACUGGAAAGUUCGUUUAGAAGAACGCUUGGGAAAGAAAGUUAUUGAAUUAACCGGCGACUUCACGCCUGAUACGCGUGCCAUACAAUCAGCUGAUGUUAUCGUGACAACACCCGAAAAAUGGGAUGGUAUGAGCCGUUCCUGGCAAACGCGUUCCUACGUUAAACAAGUUGCUCUAUUGAUCAUCGACGAAAUCCAUAUGUUAGGUGAAGAUCGUGGCCCGGUACUCGAAGUCAUUGUUUCACGAACCAAUUUCAUUUCAUCACAUACUGAACGGCCACUUCGUAUUAUUGGUCUAUCGACAGCUGUAGCCAAUGCUCGAGAUCUUGCCGAUUGGUUAGGCAUUACAGGUACAAUUGGUUUAUACAAUUUUCGGCCGAGUGUCCGACCAGUACCGCUUGAAGCACAUAUUCAAGCGUUUCCAGGCAAGCAUUACUGUCCGCGUUGUAUGUCAAUGAAUAAACCAGCUUAUCGAGCUAUCCGCACACAUUCGCCAAAUAAACCCGUCUUAAUAUUCGUCAGUAGUCGACGACAAACACGGUUAACAGCAGAAGAGUUGGCUAAAUAUCUAUUGAAUGACGAUCAUCCUAAACAAUGGUUGCAUAUGCCCGAAUUCGAAAUGAAUAAUUUAUUAACUCAAAUUCAAGAUAAAAGCCUUCGAUUGACACUAUCCUUUGGCAUCGGCAUUCACCAUGCUGGUCUCAAAGAUCGUGAUCGACAUAUUGUGGAAGAAUUGUUUGUCAAUCAAAAAAUUCAAAUUUUAGUCGCUACGUCAACUCUAGCAUGGGGUGUCAAUUUUCCUGCACAUUUAGUUAUUAUUAAAGGUAAUUUCAAUAAUGAUCAUCAGUGUGAACUUCCAAAUUUAAUAAUGGUAUUCUGCUUUUCAGGUACUGAAUAUUAUGAUGGAAAAACUCAUCGGUAUGUUGACUUUCCAAUUACUGAUGUUCUACAAAUGAUGGGACGUGCUGGUCGUCCUCAAUUCGACGAUUCCGGAAUAGCCGUGAUUAUGGUUCACGAUGUUAAAAAGAAUUUCUACAAAAAAUUUCUCUACGAACCAUUCCCCGUUGAAUCCAGUUUACUCAAUGUCCUUUCUGACCAUUUCAAUGCUGAAAUCGUCAGCGGAACGAUUUCUACUAAACAAGACGCUCUCGACUAUCUAACGUGGACAUAUUUUUUCCGUCGUCUACUAGUCAACCCAAGUUAUUAUCACAUGGAGCCCUUAUCAAACGACAUGGACCAACAAACAACAUUGAAUACAUAUUUAUCCGCUAUCGUUCAACGGUCCCUCGAUCAAUUAAUUCGCGCGACAUGUAUCAAUGUUGAUGAGGUCGACCAACGAACUUUACAUGCAACCGUUCACGGACGCAUCGCGUCACAUUAUUAUAUAUCGUACAGAACUAUUCAUAUGUUUGCUCAACGUGUCACAGCAACUAUCACCAUUGGAGAGCUGAUUGACUUAAUUUCUUCUGCGUAUGAAUAUGCGGAAAUGCCGGUUCGUCACAAUGAAGAUGAAUUACAUAAAGAAAUGGUUCACCGUGUACGAAUACCAUUCCGAGGUCAACCCCAAUUUGAUUCACCACAUUUUAAAACCAAUCUGUUAAUUCAGUUUCAUCUGAGUCGGUUAGAAUUUCCACGUGUGGAUUAUGUCACGGAUUUGAAAUCUUGUCUGGAUCAAAUCAUCCGUAUUAUCCAGGCGAUAAUCGAUCUAUGUGCGCACAAAGCAUUACUAAGUCCCUGCAUACUUUGUAUUCACCUUCUUCAAAUGGUUAUUCAAGCACGUUGGAUAACGGAUCCUGAUACGUUGACACUCCCGCAUGUGACAGAUCGAUCAUUAACACGUCUGCUUUCUUCAUACCUAUGUCAAUUAACCAAUGUGAAUCGUGAAACGUUGACUGCUAUGCUCGACGCACAAUUGACUUCGACACAAAUCGAUGAUAUUUACAAGCAUCUAACACAUUUACCGCAGAUCGAAUUUCAAUUUAAAAUACGAGGAUUUUGGUCUACACGCGAAGAAACUCGACAUUUGCCAGCAAGUGUCUAUGCGGAUCAAGAAUAUACUUUACAGAUUACACUAAAACGACUGAAUCGAGUACACAGAAAUGACUAUCGUCAGUUAACAACGUCACCGGUGAAUAAACCAAAAGACGAAGGGUGGGUUUUAAUCCUUGGCAAUACUGAUACGGGAGAAUUAAUUUGUAUGAAACGCGUCAACCAAAUCAUACGUUCUCAAACAACCGUUUCUCUAUCAUUUGUUACAUCGAACAUUGUUGGUCGACAACGUCUAACACUUUAUUUUCUUUCCGAUGGAUAUCUAGGCCUCGAUCAACAAUCCGAUUUCUUUCUUGAUGUUGAACCAUCGUCUUUACAAACGCAGAUUAAUACAGAAUUAGAUUCAUUAGCUGACGAACUCGAUCGACGUCUGGCAGCUUUCGAGUGA
This is a messenger RNA of Adineta ricciae, 6681 nucleotides long. The record is from the annotation of a GenBank genome assembly. NCBI's taxonomy places the organism in Eukaryota, Metazoa, Rotifera, Eurotatoria, Adinetida, Adinetidae.